GCGGACGAGAGGCGCGAGGCGGACGGGAGAAAAACGCGAAGUCUUUACCGGAUAUUUUCCUUCACAAAACAGCUUUCAUCGGUUUUAUUUGCACCAACUCAGAGUCCUGAACCUGAAGAGGAAGAAUCUGCUUUUUCACCGAAUUUAUUGGUGUAGCUACUUAACGCACAUUCCCGAUGGAUGCUGCCGGUUAAAGAUGAGUUUGCUGUCUUAACUGCCCAUCGUUCUUUUCAGGCCAGACUGUAGUGAUGCUUAAACUCCACUGUGAAUAGUUUUCUCGUUUCUCUGUUGCCGUGGACUUUAGUUUUGCUGUUGAAAGAGUAUUUCUGAGUCGAGAUGACGGAAAUCAGCGAAAAGGAGAACGAGCCUCAAAACCGAGACUUUAACCGACAGGCUACCGUACCCAGUCAGCCAGAAUCAAAGUUGCAGCGACUGAAACGCUCUUUGUCCCUCAAAUCCGUCAUACGCAGCAAGAGCGUGGACAACUUUUUCCAACGUAGCAAUGGGGAAUCGCGACCACCUUCAGCCCUUAUCACCGCACCACCCCCUCCGCCCUCUCCUCCUCCCUUCUCAGAGACUCCCCUGGCCUAUGAGCGCUCUCCCUCCUUAUCUCCAUCCAUCAGUCCUAACCCAUCAUUGUCAUCACAUUCCCCUUCCAUCAGUCCUUCACUGUCAUUUACCUCCAAAAGUCAGCCAAAGUCUCAGGCCCAACCAGUACAGCCAACCAAGACCCACUGUUUCCAGGAGCAUGUCUUCCGCAGGCCUACUAGCUGCCAGCGAUGCAAACAUAUGAUUCAAGGAAACUCGAAGCAGGGUCUUCGCUGUAAAGCCUGUAAACUAGCGGCCCACCUUUGGUGCUCCUCUGAGCUCUCCCAGCAGGCUUGUAAUGGCAAGACAGGAGCUUUUAAGAGGAACUUCAGCUCUCCUCUGCUGACCACUGAUCCACUGGGUGUAGUCACAGAGGCUCCUGCUGCCCAGGAGGCAGAUAAUGUCAUUGUGGAUCCUGUGUAUGAGGCUCUGCGUUAUGGGACAUCACUGGCUCAGAUGAGUCGCUCCAGCUUUGGCAGCGUCUCUGAAUCACCGUGCCACGAGGCAGAAAAACUGCAAGACAUACUAGAAAACCAGCCUAUUGCUGAAGAAGAACACAUUCCAGGAAUGCUCACGCCGCCUGAAAGCGAGAAGGCUGAUUCAGAAGACAGGGUCAGCCUGAAGACUCCAAAGCGAGUAGAGGUCCACUCUCUUCACACCUAUGUGGCCCUCUACAAGUUUCUGCCUCAAGAGAAAAAUGACUUGGAACUGCAGCCGGGCGACAGAGUUCAAGUGACAGAUGACGCCAAUGAAGACUGGUGGAAGGGGAAAAGCAGAGACAAAGUUGGAUUUUUCCCAGCCAACUUUGUGCAGCGGGUCCGCCCUGGUGAGCGGGUGUGGAAGGUCACAACUGGUUUCUAUGGCAACCGAGACAAGGGCCAGAUGACUGUGAAAGAGGCCCAGAUCUGUGUGGGAAAGGAUGAGGAGACUGACGGCUUCCUCCGGCUGAGCAGUGGGAAAAAGAGGGGCCUGGUUCCUGUGAAGUAUCUGCUAGAAAUAUGACAGCAGCACGUUUCGCCUUGACCCUUGAUUUGACAAAAGAGUUCACGUGAUGGAGGAAUACUCAGGAGUGUUUAGCCAGCACCUUACUAAAGCCAACCACCCACCUCCACCCCUCCCAGCGUGGCAGCGAAUUAGCAGCUUGAGAGGACGACAACCUAUAGCUUUGCUUUGCUGCAGAAGACUUUAAAGGUUAGGAAUUAAGAUACACAGGAGCAUUUUUAGAGCUACUUUUUGUAGCACAAAUUCACUUUGUGUGGUUUCAUGUACACUCACAAGAAAAAUGUAGCAUUAUUUUGAAGAGUAGGUUAGCGAGAAGGAAGUCUGGCUACCUCACUAGCCACUGGCCAACUGCGACAGAAGAGACAAAACUACUGUGUUAUGAUGUCAAGGCAUGUCCAAGCUUAAAGGCCACUUAGAGCAAACUGUCUUCAUCUUAUUGUUUUUGUAGAGAAAUCAAGACAUGAAAGACAAGCUGUUUAUUGUUGUUGUUUAAUGAGUUUGUUAGAGUCAGGUAAGUAAACAGUAUAAACCAUAAUGGAAAAGUUUUGCCUGUAAGGACUGCAGCUCACAAUGUGCAUGUUUGCUGCUGUAAUUGAAAUUUAUUUAUUUAUUUAUGUGCAGACAUGUCACUCUUUUUACAAGAAAGUGAUUCAGGUAUUAUAUUGUGUAAAAAUGUAAGUUUUUUCUGUUACAUCUUGGUCAUAUGAAAGUCACGGGGUUUACUGCAUUGCAAACUACUCUCCGGUGAUUAGAAUAUGGUGCAUUUUUGCUCCUCACAGCUCCAACGUGACAAAUGCUUUGCAUGCACCUUGGGGAGUUCUUACUUAGCCCUUCAGUCGCACUAUCUUCACAUAUUACAACACACAGAUUUUAUAUUUCACUCUCUCCCAUGUAGCUCAGCAAUUAACCAUUAAUCUUUCUCCUGUCUGUAUAUCCUGACUGUCCUCUAUCUUUAUGUAAUGUCCUGUUAUAUUAUCAUGUGUGGCUGUGACAGUCAACCUUUGUGAUGUGCUCCAAGCAGGGAAGAGCAGAGCAAAGAAAUAAUCCAAAAUGGUUUUUUAGAAGCCAAAGUCAAUGUUAUUUGUAGAAAAAAAACAAAACAAAAAAAACUCAUGGGGAGGCGGAGGGCAGAAAAGAUGGAGAAUGUUGUCAAAUUUUCAGUGUCUCAAAAAGUCAUUUACCAAAUGCCAGCUGAAUUACUUUGCUGAAUAUUCCAGCACAUAUAAUUGAUUUUAUGUCUUUGAGAAUGUAGAUAGAAAGGUGAUAAAAAGUAAAAUCCUCUCACUAUGUUUGGUUUAUUGCUCUGUCAUUAUAACCUGUACAGCAGUGACAAAACUGUCCUUAAUGUGGCAAUAACUGUGUAUAUUCAUACAUGACAGUAUUUGUAAAUAGCUUUAUGAAAAUACUGUAUAUACUGGCUCUAAAUAACACUCUAAGAGGUUUGCAGCUUCGCAGGAGCUAAAUGAGGGCAUUAAUUUCACAAAUAAUUUGCAGGAGAUUACUGUUUAUUGUCCAAUUGUACUGUAUGUAUGCAUCUCUUUGCUCAAUUACCAUCUAGCCCUGUCAGCACAAAUCUUUCCAGAUACUAUGCACAACAAAUCUAGUCACUCACUGCAUUUUGUACUCGGCUUAUUUCCAGUGAACACACACGUGUCUGUGUCAACCCAAUGCUUUAGCAAAAGUUUGAAUAUUGACUUGCAAAGUUCCUGUCUUAAAUCAGUCUACACCAUACUACUCCUGAACAUUAUCCUCACUGACUAGAAUCAGGUUUGGCUCAGGACCAGUUUUACCAGUCUUACCUAACGGCACACUGGCUAGUCCUCUGCAUGGCUAGCUGCCUUCUGAUUGUGUCAUAUCUUAAUAAAGUUGAAUGAACUCUCAA
Melanotaenia boesemani (Boeseman's rainbowfish) is the source of this 3472-nucleotide messenger RNA. RefSeq names its product SH3 and cysteine-rich domain-containing protein 2-like. Lineage: Eukaryota; Metazoa; Chordata; Actinopteri; Atheriniformes; Melanotaeniidae. Gene Ontology annotation, molecular function: protein binding. Bases 337 to 1590 code for a protein of 417 amino acids. Gene Ontology annotation, biological process: positive regulation of voltage-gated calcium channel activity; positive regulation of protein localization to plasma membrane; skeletal muscle contraction. Gene Ontology annotation, cellular component: extrinsic component of cytoplasmic side of plasma membrane. The record is from RefSeq and is a predicted model, not a curated record. The transcript is spliced from 11 exons.